AUCGUGGCUGUGAGAAGUUGCAUAUUCUAAUUAAAUAGGAAGUCAAGAGUUACGGUUAAAUAAGCAAAGAAUCUUGGCUAGCUCUAAGUUCAUUGUUAGAAGCUGCAAUGCUGCUGCUACCUCUGUUUUUGCUGACCUUUUCCUUGGGAACGAAAUCCACUGAAGCGGCUCAAAUACUGGGCUUGUUUCAACAUCCCGGCAAGAGUCACUUUGACUUCUUUAGACCAAUGUUUUUGGCCUUGGCGGAAAGGGGUCACAGCAUCAGCAUGUAUAGCUAUUUUCCACUGGAGAAACCAGUGGCCAACUACACGGACUACGUCUUCCAGGGAAUGCCCCUGCUCACCGAUAUUGUGGACUUAAAAAAUUUUGAAUCGGAAUGGAAGCCAUUGGGACUGCCCUUCAAGGUGCCCACGUAUUUUAUGCUCAACGAUUGGGGCCUGCGUUCCUGUCAGGUUGCCUUAAAUUCCCCGCUCAUCGCCCAGCUGCUGGAAUCGCCCAUUCGCUAUGAUGUAAUAAUCCUGGAGAAUUUCUCCAACGACUGCAUGGCAGCGGUGGCUCACCUGCUGAAAGCACCUGUGAUUGCCUUGAGUAGCUGUGCAAUAAUGCCAUGGCACUACAAACGAAUGGGCAGUCCGUUCAUUAACCCCAUCAUGCCCAUGAACUUCCUGCCCUACACAGAUGACAUGGGUCUGAUCGAUCGGCUGAAUAAUUUCUUCCAUUUUCACACUGUGAACACACUUUACAAUUUGAUUACCCAACCAGCUACCGAUGCACUGAUCGCUCAGAGAUUCGGACCCGGAUUGCCACCCAUCAAUGAGAUCGUGAAGAAUACGAGUCUCAUGAUUAUCAAUCAGUACUAUGCCCUAACCGGACCACGCCCCUAUGCUCCGAAUGUGGUGGAAGUGGGCGGGCUGCAAGUGGGACCAUUAAAACCAUUGUCACGACAUCUCUUAGAUCUGUUGGAUCGCUCUACCAAUGGAAUCAUCUAUAUCAGUUGGGGAUCCAUGGUCAACACCAGUACACUACCCUCAGCCAAAAGAAAUGCGCUUUUCCGGAGCAUUUCCCAGCUGAAAGAAUACAACUUUGUGAUGCGCUGGAAAGGUGAUAAAUCUCUGCCAAAAGAUAAACCCUCGAAUCUUUACACCUUUGACUGGUUGCCCCAAAGAGAUUUGUUGUGUCAUCCGAAGGUCAAGGGUUUUAUAUCGCAUGGAGGACUUUUGGGCACCACGGAGGCGGUUCAUUGUGGAGUUCCCAUGCUGGUGACACCUUUCUAUGGAGAUCAAUUUCUUAAUGCCGGUGCCAUGAAACAGCGGGGCUUUGGAGUCAUCGUUGAUUUCAGUGAUUUCGAUACUGAUCACAUAACUAGGGGACUGCGAAUUAUACUCGAUCAAAAAUUUGCGGAUAAUGUUCGUCGGUCUACUGAAGCCUUUCGCGAGCGGGCAAUUCCCCCUCUCGAAUUGGCUAUCUGGUGGAUCGAGCAUGUGAUAAAAUCGGGGGGAGCCCCUCUCAUCCAAAGUGAAGCCAGACAUAUCAACUGGAUCGUCUACAACUCGAUCGAUGUUUACAUGUUCUGGCUGGGAGUCAUAUGUCUACUGAUCGUCGCCCUCUGGAAGCUCAUUAGGGGAAUCAGAUCAGUUUUCGGUCGGGGAAAAACCUCAAGAGAUACUAAAACAAAGCAACAAUAAAUUAUUAGUUCAAUGAACUAAAUACGCUUACAACAAAAACAAGUUUCAAUUUUAAUUAGACAGAUGAUAAUUUGAAAAACGAAACAUUUUAAUACGGACAGUGUUUACAUGUUUUGAAACAUUUAAAAACAUAAUUCAAUGCGUUUUGUUAGUGUGUCAAUGAAAAUGGAACACUCCAUAAAAUAUUAAAUAUUGGAAUCAAAAGCA
This is a messenger RNA of Drosophila elegans, 1892 nucleotides long. RefSeq names its product UDP-glycosyltransferase UGT5 (gene Ugt36F1). The record is from RefSeq and is a predicted model, not a curated record. Lineage: Eukaryota; Metazoa; Arthropoda; Insecta; Diptera; Drosophilidae. The coding region runs from base 108 to 1685 and encodes 525 amino acids. Gene Ontology annotation, molecular function: UDP-glycosyltransferase activity. The transcript is spliced from 6 exons.